This is a messenger RNA of Akanthomyces muscarius, 618 nucleotides long. RefSeq lists its product as uncharacterized. The coding region runs from base 1 to 618 and encodes 205 amino acids. Gene Ontology annotation, cellular component: cytoplasm. Lineage: Eukaryota; Fungi; Ascomycota; Sordariomycetes; Hypocreales; Cordycipitaceae. The record is from RefSeq and is a predicted model, not a curated record. Gene Ontology annotation, biological process: tetrahydrobiopterin biosynthetic process; tetrahydrofolate biosynthetic process. The transcript is spliced from 2 exons. Gene Ontology annotation, molecular function: GTP cyclohydrolase I activity; GTP binding; zinc ion binding.
AUGGCUUCUACAGAAACAGGACAGCAGGGCGAACAGACUAUUGCCACCCUGGAAUGGACCCUCAAGGUUGAAAAGAUCUCAAGCGCCGUGAAGUUGAUUCUGAAGGCCCCGGGACAGGACACAAGUCGCCAGGGGUUACGAAAGUCCCCAGAGCGAGUUGCUAAAGCCCUGACUUUCUUUACUAGGGGUUACAACCUCGACCUAAGUACCAUUCUCAAAGAUGCCAUAUUUUACGAAGAUCACCAGGGCUUAAUCAUCGUCAAGGAUAUUGCAUUCUCCAGCUUAUGUGAACAUCACCUGAUUCCUUUCGUGGGCAAGGCCCAUGUCGGGUACAAACCUAACGGAAAGAUUGUUGGCUUGUCCAAGAUGGCGCGUGUUGUUGAGACUUUUGCCAGGCGGCCUCAAGUGCAAGAGCGUCUCACAACGCAGGUGGUACAAUGCUUGUUCGACGUACUGCAGCCUCGAGACGUGGCUGUCGUAAUUGAGGCGACUCAUCAGUGCAUGGUCAUGCGAGGUGUUGAGAAGACAACGGCGACAACAACGACAACGCGCUUCAUGGGGGAAUUUGAGACCACCAGGGAUGCUAAAGAGGACUUUUGGAGGUCUCUAGGCAGAUAG